Messenger RNA from Eriocheir sinensis (Chinese mitten crab), 1325 nucleotides. Its product is annotated as heme-binding protein 2-like. The transcript has 7 exons. Lineage: Eukaryota; Metazoa; Arthropoda; Malacostraca; Decapoda; Varunidae. The record is from RefSeq and is a predicted model, not a curated record. The coding region runs from base 134 to 784 and encodes 216 amino acids.
GAGAACAAGGGAGAGAGGGAGGGAGAGUCAGGGAGAUAGGGAAGGAGAGGUGAGGUGGAGGGGAAGGGAGAGCAUCCUCCUCAUUCACUCCCUGAUCCUCCCUCAGUCAACACCUGCCUCAGCUACCUUCAGGAUGCGCGCCCUGGCCCCUACUUGCCUCCUGCUGGUCCUACUGUCGUCAGCGGCCCCCUCGCAGGCUGGCAUAGUUGACAAGUUCAGUGACUUCAUCAACCAGGUCUUUGGCAUCUUUCGGCACUACGAGGAGGCGCCCUACACCGUCAUCAACAAGGGGCACGGCUACGAGGAGAGGGAGUAUCCGGCCAGUAAGUGGGUGUGCACGCCGGAGAACACCAAUUCUGACGUGGGGCAGGACCUCGGUCACCUCUUCUGGCCGCUGUUCAACUUCAUCAGCGGAACCAAUGACAGAAAAGAGGAGAUUCCCAUGACCACGCCAGUGACGACGGAGUUCAAGGUGCGCGGCCCUUCCGAUAAGUCCUACGAAAUGUGCUUCUUCCUGGGGGCGGCACACCAGGACAACCCUCCGCGCCCCCAGCCCUCCACGGGGUUGUACAUAAAGGACCGCCCCGAGAUGCGAGUGUUGACCAGGACGGUGGGUGGCUACCUGACCCAUGAGGAGAACUGGGUGGAGGAGGCGGGCAAGCUGGCGGCCAUCCUGCAGGAGAACGGGAAGACGGUCAACCUCUCCCACAUGUACUGGGUCGGUUACGACUCCCCAAUGAAGUUCUGGAACCGACGUAACGAAAUCUGGUUCCUGACCAACUAAACAACAACAACAACAACAACAACAACAACAACAACAACAACAACAACAGCGUCAUCAACCAGAAGAAUAAUGUCAAGAACAGGAACAGUCAAGCAGCGAUAGCACACUCGAGGCGUCAAGGAGUUCAAGGCAGAGGCGCAGGAGGGCGACGCGUCAAGAAUGGUCCACUUCUCACGGAAAACUAUAAAUUAAUUGAUUUAUUGAUUUAUUGAGAUCGUUUAAGUAAAUGAUUGACUGAUCUGUUCAUUCUAAUACAUAAUAGAAAUUGUCUGCAUAAUACACAUGAUACCAUUGUCAAAAAUAGUAUUCACAUAUGCGCUUGAUAAACUAACAAAAAUCCGUUAGUAUAGGAAAAAAAAUAUAACACACGCACACACUAAUCAGUGUUGCCAAAUAUCACGCGACGGUCCGCCAGGUUGGGCAGUCGACAGCCAACCGGCCAAUCAGCUCCCCGCCGCCCGGCCCUCCCAGCCAGGCCACAAGGGCGGGAGAUAACCACUCGCCUACUUCCUUAUCAAUAUACGAUUAGAAGUCUCGAUAA